UCAAACAUAGCUGAUGACGUUUCAUCAACUCACAGUCUUUAAUCCCGUUAAAGAAAUAUUCUUGCAGAGUUUCACCUUUAAAAGGUUCCCCAAUCUUGAUGAUAAAUUCCAUCGCAUGCGUUGAAAAUCCAUCAGUGAAUUUUGGAACAUGUCGUUUUGUUCCUGUUCACGUUUUCCUUUUAUUUCUCACCUCGUGCGGGUGAUUCGAGCAGAUUGUUUCACAAUUUAAUCCUGGUGAUCGUGUGGGUUGAGGUCUUCGUCCGUUACUUAUGUCAAAGUGGCGUCGCGAUCCAGUUUUCGUGACUGUGGCGCUCGGAGGCCAUUGUCAUACGCUAAGCAUUUACAUUGCAAGAAACCCAGUAACAGAAACAGUGAUUCCACAAUGCAAGAGACUUAUUCUUCCGACAGAUCUCUCCUGACAUCCGAUGUUGCAAAGUUAUCUCGAUCGCGAGCAGGUUGCUCUUCGCGAAAACACGAAUCACAGUUCUCGGGAUUGAGCCAUUUUGAAUCGUUAAGUUUUAUGUUUGGUGCGGCAAAUACUGCCAAGAGUGCUCAACGGUACGGUGAAACAAUGAGUGUCGACACUUACGGUCCGAGUUCCCAGCCUUUAAGCUUUCUGGAAGCCGAUGACAUCGGAGCCGAUACCCAAGGCACUGAUUUCGGUUAUACCGAUUUCACGAUGCCGUCUCAAAGUCAAACGCAGGGUGAUGGCAUGAAAGGAUUGUCUGAUGCAUUCAAGACCGCGAUGAAUUUGAGCGGAGAUGUUGAGACAAGAGGAGAUGGGCUGCUAGAAUUGAAGUUUCAGGAAGAUGAGGAUGAUCCGGAUAACAUGAAGGAUCUCCCGGAACAUGCUUGUCGUUAUUGUGGGAUCCAUGACGCGAACUGCGUCGUCAUGUGUAAUGUUUGUCGGCGUUGGUUCUGUAACGGACGCGGGAAUACUUCUGGAUCUCACAUUGUAAACCAUCUCGUUCGUGCCAAGCAUAGAGAAGUCACAUUGCACAAGGAUGGUCCUUUGGGUGAAACCAUAUUGGAGUGCUAUGCUUGCUCUAGCAGGAACGUUUUCGUCCUCGGAUUCAUCCCGGCUCAGGCGGAUUCAGUAGUUGUCCUACUUUGUCGUCAACCGUGUGCAUCAAAUACGUCCCUAAAGGAUAUGAAAUGGGACCAAGAACAAUGGAAACCCUUGAUUCAAGACCGAACUUUUCUUCCUUGGCUCGUCAGGGCACCGUUGGAUGUUGAAACAUCACGAGCAAGGGUAGUUUCAGGACAGCAAAUCGCCCGACUCGAAGAGCUUUGGAAAGAUAACCCCGAGGCGUUGAUUGAGGAUUUAGAGAAACCGGGUGUAGAUGAAGAACCGCAGCACGUGAUGCUGAGAUACGAGGAUGGAUACCAGUACCAGAAUAUUUUCGGUCCACUGGUCAAGUUGGAGGCGGACCACGAUAAGAAGUUGAAGGAGGCACAAACGCAGGAGAAUGUGGAUGUCAAGUGGGACCAGGGACUUAACAAGAAGAUUAUUGCUUAUUUCAGGUUUUCAAAAUCUGAGGGUGAUAUGAAAUUGAUGCACGGAGACGAGCUGCGAUUGCGUUACGUUGGCGACCCGAGUCGGUCGUGGUCUGGCGUCGGCCACGUCAUCAAAAUCCCCGACAACUUCGGCGAAGACGUUGGUAUCGAAUUGAAGAGCAACGCGGAUGCGCCGACGGAAUUGUGCACCAGCUUCGUCGUUGAUUUCGUGUGGAAAUCGACGUCUUUUGACCGCAUGCAGUCUGCAUUGCGCAAAUUUGCCGUGGACGAGAGCGCAGUUUCCGGUUACAUUUACCACAAACUUCUGGGACACGAAGUUGAAGAUGCCAUUUUCCGCGCGCCUUUGCCCAAGCAUUUCUCAGCCCCGAAUUUGCCGGAUUUGAAUCGAUCACAGGUUUUCGCCGUGAAGCAAGCUUUGCAAAGACCGUUGGCAUUAAUCCAAGGACCACCAGGCACGGGAAAAACUGUCACAUCCGCUACGAUAGUGUAUCAUUUGGUGAAGCAAUCGGGUCCUCCGGUUUUGGUUUGCGCACCUUCCAACAUUGCCGUGGACCAGCUGACGGAGAAGAUACAUCAAACAGGGUUGCGAGUGGUUCGUCUCUGUGCCAAAAGCAGGGAGGCCAUCGAUUCACCGGUUUCCUUUUUGGCCCUGCAUAAUCAGAUUCGGAGCAUGAAAGCCGUCCCGAAAAAUUCAGAACUGUUGAAAUUGCAAGAGCUGAAGGAAGUGACUGGCGAGCUGUCAUCCGGCGACGAAAAGCGGUAUCGCAUGUUGAAACGCAGCGCCGAAAGGGAUCUUCUCGCCGCCGCCGACGUGGUCUGCUGCACGUGCGUCGGCGCCGGCGACCCUCGUCUGAACCGCAUCAAGUUCCACUCGGCCCUCAUUGACGAGAGUAUGCAAGCCACGGAGCCGGAAUGCAUGGUGCCGGUCGUGUUGGGCACGAAGCAAUUGAUCCUCGUGGGCGACCAUUGUCAAUUGGGGCCGAUUGUCAUGUGCAAGAAGGCUUCUCGAGCGGGGUUGUCCCAGUCGUUGUUUGAGCGACUCGUGGUGUUGGGCAUUCGGCCGUUGCGGCUCGAGGUGCAGUACAGAAUGCAUCCCGAGUUGUCUCGGUUCCCGUCUUCGUUUUUUUAUGACGGAUCUCUGCAAGAUGGCGUCACGCGAGUUGAGAGAAGGUUGAAGAACAUUGAUUUCCCGUGGCCACAAGCGGAGAAGCCGAUGUUCUUCUACUCUACAACGGGACAAGAGGAGAUCGCAUCUUCGGGCACUUCGUACCUGAACCGAACCGAGGCGGCAAAUGUAGAAAAAAUCACCACCAAGUUUCUCAAGAGUGGCGUAAAACCCCAACAAAUCGGCAUCAUCACGCCCUACGAAGGCCAACGAGCUUACGUGGUCAACUACAUGCAACACCAGGGUUCCAUGCCUCCUAAAGUUUAUCAGGAUGUCGAAGUGGCGAGUGUCGAUGCAUUCCAGGGCCGGGAAAAAGACAUCAUUAUCAUGACUUGCGUGAGGUCGAAUGAGCAUCAGGGAAUUGGAUUUUUAAACGACCCGAGGAGGUUGAAUGUCGCCAUUACGAGGGCCAAGUAUGGGAUCAUCGUCAUAGGAAAUCCGAAGGUUCUCUGCAAGCAAGUGCUUUGGCUACACCUUCUGACAUUCUACAAGGAGAACCGCGUAUUGGUGGAAGGACCUCUGACAAAUUUGAAGGAAUGCACGAUGUCGUUUCCCAAGCCGAAGCAGCUCACGAACGCCCUGAACCCAGGCACUCAUUUUAUGUCCACAUCCAUGUACGAUGCCAGGGAAGCCAUGGUCCCGGGUUCGGUCUACGAUCGGUCGUCACACUUGCCGUCUCGAAUGCCGUUUAAUCGCGACGACGGGUUCCUGAGAACCCACGACGCCCUCGGGGCAUUAGUCAUGAGUCAAGACGACCGGGCGUUGUCGAGUGCGUUUAGCGGCGUGCCUGUGCCGAUGGGCAUGUUUUUGAACAUUGGACAAGGCGUAGGGCCGAGGUUUUAUUCUGGAGUCGGGCUCCAGAGAGGUGCUCAACCUGGAGGAGGUGGUGGCGGUGCUGGUGCUGGGAAGGGCAGGAAGCCCGGGGCGAGAGGGCGGAAUGUAGGUGGGAAAUCGGCGCCGUCGACUGGGCGCCUGAAUGGGGAGAAGUUUUUCGAGGCGUCGCAGGAGCGGCAGCAAACUCAGCCCAUGGCGUCGCAGGGCAUGGGGUCCAUGUCACAGGGCAUGUCGCAGUCGUUUGGUGUGGUUUCGCAAGAUCUGAGUCAGGCAGAUUUUGGUGGCGUGAGUCUCGGCGGUGGGACAGACGGCAACUUUUCCUUGGGUGUCGGAAACAUGCAGGUGGAAGGUUUGUUGUCCCAGGACUCAACUUAUCAGGGCUUCUACCUCAGCGGAGCCGGCCCUUCUCAGGGUCCGCAGUACUCACAAGCUGAAGGGACUACG
Messenger RNA from Notodromas monacha, 3961 nucleotides. NCBI's taxonomy places the organism in Eukaryota, Metazoa, Arthropoda, Ostracoda, Podocopida, Cyprididae. The record is from the annotation of a GenBank genome assembly.